Molecule: messenger RNA, 1600 nt
Organism: Cucumis sativus (cucumber)
Lineage: Eukaryota; Viridiplantae; Streptophyta; Magnoliopsida; Cucurbitales; Cucurbitaceae
Product: MADS-box protein SOC1
Exons: 8
Coding region: 814-1479 (221 amino acids)
Biological process (GO): positive regulation of transcription by RNA polymerase II
Cellular component (GO): nucleus
Molecular function (GO): protein dimerization activity; DNA-binding transcription factor activity, RNA polymerase II-specific; RNA polymerase II cis-regulatory region sequence-specific DNA binding
Source: RefSeq, a predicted model, not a curated record
UUCCUUUUCCACUCUGACUUUCCCUCUUUUCCCCAUUUCUUUCUUUCUUUUUAUUCUCUCUCUCUCUCUCUCAUUUUCUUUUUUUACCUAAACAAGUAUAUAGCUAAGCUUUGUAAAUUGGUUGGAUGGAUAUCAAUACCAUCAUCAUCAUCAUCACCUCCUCCUCCUUCCCUUAACUUUAUUUUUCCCUAUUUCUUCUCUUUCAGUUUUCAAACUCUUCUUUCUAAAUAUUCCCCCCAUUCCCUUCCUUUCCCUUUUCUUGCUAUUUCUGUUAUCUGGGUUUCAACUUAGUACCCCAAUCCUUUCUUCCUUCUUCUCUCUUCUCUCUCUACCUCUUUCUCUCUUGUUAUUUUCUUUUCUAAUUUCUUCCCAAUCAUGUCCCCAGUUGAACCACAACAACACCCCUCUUCCUUCUUCUUUUCUACUUUUUCUUUACAUUAGUUUUUUUUUUUCUUUCGCUUUUUUGCUUCUAUUUCAAGAUUUUGUUUUUUUUUUCUUGGUUGGUUUUAGCAAACUGAGGGAGAUUGGAGAGCUUUGUGGUCCUAAUUAAACUCCUUGCUACCUUCCUUGGAGCUUUCUUCUCACCAAGUUCUCAUCUCUUUUUUUUUUUUUUUUUCUUCCUCUCUCUGGUUUUCCCUAUGCUUCCCAUCUCCUUUUAUUUUCUCUCUGUCUUUGAUCUAUAAAUUCAUCAGCCCUUUUCUUUAUACCCAGCUGGUCGGUUUUCUUCAGAUCUCAUCUCAACUUUCUGUACAUACCCACUUAUUCAACUAAUUUCUCAAUUAUCUCUAAGGGGGGUUUCUAAUCUGAUUUAGAAUGGUGAGAGGAAAGACACAGAUGAGGUUAAUAGAGAACGCUACAAGCCGUCAAGUCACCUUCUCCAAGAGAAGAAAUGGUUUGAUGAAAAAAGCUUUUGAGUUAUCGGUUCUCUGUGAUGCUGAAGUUGCUCUUAUCAUCUUCUCCCCUAGAGGAAAGCUUUAUGAAUUUGCUAGCACGAGCAUGCAGGCAACUAUAGAGCGUUACCGAAAGCGUGCAAAAGCCAAAGAAGCCCUGGAUCCUCCGUUUGUCAAUAAUAUCGUACAGUUGGAGCAUCUUAAUCAUGAAGAAGCAGCUAGCCUGAUAAAGAAAAUAGAGCAACUCGAAGUUUCAAAACGGAAAAUGUUGGGAGAGGAUCUGGGAUCUUGCUCCCUUGAUGAACUUCAACAACUUGAACAUCAGUUGGAGAAAAGUGUUUGCAAAAUAAGAGCUAGAAAGAUAGAAGUGUUUGAAGAACAGAUUAAACAGCUAAAGCAAAAGGAAAAAGUGUUGCAGGAUGAAAAUGCUAAGCUACUUCAAAAGUGGGAAAGUGAGGGAGGAGAUGGAGGAGUAAAUAAUGAAGGAGGAGAGAAAAUGUUAAACUACGCAGAAAGUAGCAGUCCAAGUUCUGAGGUGGAGACUGAAUUGUUGAUUGGGCCACCCAGAAGAUUUCUUUCCAUUCACUGAUUAUACUCAACCAUCUUAACCUUACUUUACUUACCUUUUACCUACCCUUCAAAUUAAUCAGUAAUUACAAUUCUCUAAUAUAUUUAUAUAUCAUCAAUAAUACUCCCUUUUCUCUGUUCCA